AAAUUGAAAUUAUCUACAUAAAAAGUGAAUUCACCUGCUAAGCUGAAUCGAAUUGAAAAUUAAUUGCAUCUAAUCGAUAUAUGUUAGAAGAAAAUAUUCGAGCUCAAGGCUCGUAUUAUUUCCAAAACCAAAUAAUAUCAAAAUUCUAGAAUUAUGAAUCGAUAUAUUACCUUAAGCCAAUUGGGUGAUGGAACAUAUGGAACUGUUGUCCUUGGACAACGGAAGGAUACCGGCGAAAAGGUAGCCAUUAAACGUAUGAAACGAAAAUAUUAUUCAUGGGAAGAGGCGAUGAACCUACGUGAGGUCAAGUCAUUAAAGAAACUAUCACACCCUAAUAUUGUUAAAUUAAAAGAAGUUAUUCGUGAGAAUGAUACCCUGUAUUUUGUAUUCGAAUACAUGAAAGAGAAUUUAUAUCAAAUGAUUAAGGACAGGGACACACAUUUGCCGGAAAAUACGAUAAAAAGUAUAUUGUUUCAGGUUCUAACGGGCUUAGCUUUCAUGCAUCGCCACGGAUUCUUUCAUCGUGAUCUUAAGCCUGAAAAUCUUCUCUGUUCUGGUCCGGAGCUAAUAAAAAUUGCAGAUUUUGGUUUAGCAAGAGAAAUUAGAUCAAGGCCACCAUUUACGGAUUACGUUUCAACUAGAUGGUACAGAGCUCCUGAGGUUCUACUCCAUUCAACCCAUUACGGUAGUUCCAUAGAUCUAUGGGCGAUGGGUUGUAUUAUGUCGGAGCUGUACACUUUCCGACCUCUUUUUCCUGGAAGUAGUGAAGUGGAUCAACUGUUUAAAAUUUGUUCUGUUUUAGGAACUCCAAGCAAGAAUGAUUGGCCUGAUGGACAUCGUCUUGCAGCCACAAUACAUUUCCGUUUCCCAGACUGUGUAAAAGUACCCCUAAAUAACAUAAUCACUCGAGUUAGCUCAUCAGGUCUUCAGCUGCUCGAAGACUUUUUAUUUUACGACCCAGAAAGACGACCUACAGCUCAGCAAAGCAUCAAAUACCCCUACUUCCAUGCUGUCAAACGUGUAUCUCCAGGCAACUUAAAUGGCAUGAAAAAUUACAAAUAUGUCACUGCAUCUAGUGUUCUUCCAAUAAUGAAAGAAAAAAUUCACAUAUCUACCGAACAUUUGAAUAACAACAAAAACAAUAACAACAACAACAACGUGUCCAACAGUAAUGCCAACUUGAGAAAUAUUGUGGAAAAUGGUCAAGCGAUAUUAGUGCCGAAAAUAAGUUAUCUUGUCAAUCCCGAAUCUGUCAAAGGUGAUAAUGAAUCGAUAAAAAGUGGAUCGAUACGAUACAGUGCGAUUAUAGCUCCAUCUAGUGAUAUUUUCCAAGGAGGUCUUACAAAACGCGAAGAAAGUAUCGGGCCCACAGAAUCGAUUAACGAUAUUUAUCUGAAUCGCAAUAUAUCACAGUUGUUCGGUUUGACAAAUCAUCAUCCGAAUGUGUCAUUUCAUUCAGCAAAACCAAUUGUGGCAAAUGGCAAUCUCAAUUCAGCUAAAAGUUUUUCUAUAUAUGACACUGUCAGUAUGAAUGCCAGGAAUGCCAAUAUGCAGAGACUAAAUGGUUUCUAUGUGCAACGACAGGCACCUGAGGAGAGUAAGGUGUAUAAUUUAUUUUCAAAAGUUGCUACCAAGCCACAAAUGCCAUCUCUGCUGAUACGAAAUACAUAUGACAGAGGAGACAGGGAUGAUUUUCUACCAAGUUCUGAAAAUCUUUCAGCUAGAAGUCGGGUAAGCAUUGCAAACGGCAGGAUUAUUGAGCCCGCAAGUAAUCGAAGUGUUAUAAGUAAUUGGGAUACUGGGACAGCUGGUGAUGAUUUAGAUACGAUUUUGGGUUCAAAAAUCAAAUCGUCUACAAAAUCUCGAAAGAAUUCAAAUGCAAAAGCCAGCCAACUACUUGAAGAUCUGUUUGGUCAUUUGUCAAUGGAUUCUGACAUAAGUGACAACAAGUAUACGAAUAAUCUGCCAUAUAAUAGUAAUUCACUGCAUCAACUGUCAACGGGUCGUAACUCAAGCCUUCAAAAUGGUCGUUCCAAUGAUCAUUCGUUAUCGAUUGGAAUAAAGGAUAGUUUAGAGGCUAAUAAUGGGAGUCGAACUGAUUCAUUGUCGACAAAUGGUGAUAUGUCAAAAUGUGCUAUUAAUCAAGAAGAAGAUUUUCAAUUUUGGCCAAUCAGAGUACCGACAAAUUCCGAUUUUAAACAACCAUCAACGGCAAAACCAGCAUUUCCCUGGGACGAAACGAAUAAAACCGAAGAUGAAAAACUCACAGCAUGGAUGGUAUCGGAAAAUGGAUCAUUUUUGGAGAAACAAAAUAAUGCCAAAGGAUACAACAUGAUGAAUAACAACAACAACAGCAACAAUAAUGUCAAUAAUACACGAUCAACAACAACAACAAGCUGGACUUCAAAGUACCUGAAUAAAUAAUAAAUUUAACAAAGACAAAGAGAGAAUAUAAUUUAAAAAUUCAAUAGUAGCUCAGUCAAAUAAGGAUUCAAAGUUUUCGAUCGUAUUAGGUUUGGAUGAAGUAACUUUUUAUC
This is a messenger RNA of Episyrphus balteatus (marmalade hoverfly), 2537 nucleotides long. Its product is annotated as probable serine/threonine-protein kinase DDB_G0268078. The transcript has 10 exons. Lineage: Eukaryota; Metazoa; Arthropoda; Insecta; Diptera; Syrphidae. The record is from RefSeq and is a predicted model, not a curated record. Gene Ontology annotation, cellular component: cilium; cytoplasm; nucleus. Bases 154 to 2424 code for a protein of 756 amino acids. Gene Ontology annotation, molecular function: ATP binding; protein serine/threonine kinase activity. Gene Ontology annotation, biological process: intracellular signal transduction; protein phosphorylation; intraciliary transport.